AUGGAGGCAAAUCAUCUUUUGCGACCCCAAAGCCCUUUCCCGGCCACCGGGGCUCGCCGGAAGCACAUGCACAAGCCGAAAGUAUCUCAUCAUCAUGUUCUCGCCGUUCUGACGAGGCCGACCAAGAACGUCGAGGGCUUGACAAGCUCAAAAACUGUUUAUAAUGACAAUUGGUUCGAUCGUCUAGCGAUCAAUCAUCUCUCCCACAACGUCCAAGCUGCAUCAGGGUUGAGAAACAAUAAGGGUGGAUACGAUGGUUUGGUGGAGGCAGCAAAAGUGGCAUCACGGAACUUCAAUCCAACCCAACAACAAAAAAUUAUCAUUGAAGCUCUUGAUAAAGCCUUUCCUAAGCCUAUCCUCUAUUUGGCAAAUGAAUUUUGUAAGGUAAUUAUAUCAAGCGACAAAGCUGUUCUAUUCGUUAUCAAUAUCCAUAAGAUGUGGCAUCGCCUCUCUGUUCACAUAGCCAUCUAUGUCCUCCGUGAUAUCCGUAUGAUACUACCAGAAUCUAAGCUUGCAAGGGAAUAUUUUGCCGCUUUCACUACUGUCUUUUUCUCUUGGCUUGUUGGCCCCUGCGAGGGCUUUGAAGUAAUCAUUCAAUUCUCUAUUUUGCACAAGAACUCAGAACUGGUAAUGAGAGCUUAUACAAAGCAGAUGAGAUUACAGUGUCAAUUUAAUGAGCUCCAGGUCCCCAGUGAGACUGAUAAUCAUUGUGGCAACUAUCGAAUGAAACUUCAGUAG
Ilex paraguariensis (yerba mate) is the source of this 738-nucleotide messenger RNA. The record is from the annotation of a GenBank genome assembly. NCBI's taxonomy places the organism in Eukaryota, Viridiplantae, Streptophyta, Magnoliopsida, Aquifoliales, Aquifoliaceae.